This is a messenger RNA of Rhizophagus irregularis DAOM 181602=DAOM 197198, 508 nucleotides long. NCBI's taxonomy places the organism in Eukaryota, Fungi, Glomeromycota, Glomeromycetes, Glomerales, Glomeraceae. The record is from RefSeq and is a predicted model, not a curated record.
AAAUCUUUUCUUUUAAAUAAACAGAAAGAAAGAUUUAAAGAAUGAAUACCAACGAAUUAUUUAUUCAUUUUAAACAAACAAUUUCUUUUUUUAUUAAUAAACUAUCAAAAAUUAAAUUUUAUAAACAUUCACACCUCAAACACAAAAUGUAUGAGCCUAUGAAUUAUCAGGCAAAAUGUAGACAUAGAGGAUAUAAAGAAAUUUUUCGCGAAUUAUAUCUUUUCUGACAAACUUGAUAUGAUCGAUCGCGAACGCUCAUUUAUCGAAAGCAGAUUCCUUCAAGGUUUUGUGCAUUACUAAAUGAGCAAUAUAGCACAAAUCAUUCUAUGCCGUAGAUUACCCUAAAACGGCUAGCGAAUUUCCAGAUUUUAUGGAAGAAACAAAUUUAGAAAAUUUCGAUCAAAGAUUAUAUGAGGAGUUUUUGGAUUACGCACGAGGAAUAAUGAUUCAAUUCGGAAUUAAUACUGAAAUUGAAGUAAACUAUUAUUACAAAAGUUGAUAAAAAGAA